AGCUCUUUUGUCUGUUGCAAGGCCAACGAAGUCGGAGGUCGCCACAAUUUCAGAACAACACUGGCAAAACGAUGACUGACGAAAACCUCCCUCCCCAGAGCAUCAGGCGCAUCGUUCUGCUCAUACCUUUCUUGAACAGACAAUCAGCUCUCCUUCUCUCCUAAGAUCGAAUUAACAGCAAGAAUGAUGAUGAAGCAGAGCCUUACCUUCGUGUUGUCUUUUGUUUUCUUGGGACUUGCCACUGCCGCACCAGAGUCUAGUCAGCAAGACAAGGCCCCAGUGACAAGAGUUCGUAGAGGUCUCAUCAAUGUCAAGCAACAACAAGCAGACGAAUUGAAACGUUUAACCAAUGAGUUUGGUGAAGGCAACCGCGACCUCGAGGAAGAAGACAUGGCGGCUCUUCUAGGCGAAGACAUGAGCUUCUCCUUCGAAGACAUGAGUUUCUCAUAUGACUACGAAGAAUACGAAGAAGUAGAAGAGACAGGUGGAGGAAAGGGCAAAGGCAAAGGAAAGGGCAAGGGCAAUGGUGCAAGUCGCUAAGCUUUAUCCAUUGCCAUCGCACACCAGGUGAGGCCACACAGGAACAACGGCGCUAUUUCGAUGAAGCUUGGUUUCACACGCAGUACCAAUGGGUACAGUAUGAACCAGCAUCAUCAAGCAUUGUGUUUCUUAGUGGGACAGCGGCAAGAUGUUGCGGCUGAGAGAUCGCCUCUCCGGAUAUACUUUUCUCCAAUUCCCAUGUAUUCAUUUAAUAUAUGUCCUUGUGCAAGAGUGAUCUUAUUCUUUGGAACGUUAAUGGUUAUAGAUUCUUGAUGAUUGAUAUAUUCCU
Seminavis robusta is the source of this 829-nucleotide messenger RNA. The record is from the annotation of a GenBank genome assembly. NCBI's taxonomy places the organism in Eukaryota, Bacillariophyta, Bacillariophyceae, Naviculales, Naviculaceae.